Molecule: messenger RNA, 5059 nt
Organism: Thunnus maccoyii (southern bluefin tuna)
Lineage: Eukaryota; Metazoa; Chordata; Actinopteri; Scombriformes; Scombridae
Gene: adarb2
Product: adenosine deaminase RNA specific B2 (inactive)
Exons: 10
Coding region: 1392-3527 (711 amino acids)
Biological process (GO): adenosine to inosine editing; RNA processing
Cellular component (GO): nucleolus; cytoplasm
Molecular function (GO): double-stranded RNA adenosine deaminase activity; tRNA-specific adenosine deaminase activity; double-stranded RNA binding
Source: RefSeq, a predicted model, not a curated record
AAAGGCCAGAUGGUAGCAUUAUGGCCAACUAUACUUACAACAAAUUAACAAAACACUGCAGGGUACAUUGUAGUCAAAAUGAUAAACCGUCUCUGGUCAUAAUUGGCAACCAGAUAUAAAAACCAUAACUCCUUGUUUUGUUGUAAGGGAUUACCUGGAUGAGCAGGAUUCUUAUAGUUUCCUCAUAUCUAUAUUCACAUGAGAAAACAUUAAAGGAAAUCAAUUAAUAUCAAACUGCUCUCUUCUAAACCUGUAAAUAUGAGUGUUAACAGCAGGCUAUUCUCUAAGGAGAAUAAAUUUGCUUAUUCUAUAGCAGCUUCUGGUUUUAAAGCUCAUGACAUAUUGUACACACUGUAUGCAUCUGUUUACGCUGAUCCUGGUAUCUCAUUGCCCAGUGGGCCCUUUGACUUGGCAGAAGCUGUUGAGUGGGUGGUGUAGCCCCUCGGCAAAACAGGAUUAUCAAAUAUACAUUACAGGCUUUUCAGGGCCCCAGUGUGAAAGCUUAGGCUCCUGUGUGUUAAUUGCUGGCCUCGCUGUGCUCUGUAAUUUCAUGCUUGAUGUGAACAUUUGUCUUUCACGCUACAAAGGAUCUGGAUACAUUAUGUGUACAAAUGGAAGAAUGAGCUAAGAUAUGCUGUACCAGCCAACAGACCCUUAAACACCCCUAAUUUUGACACUUUUGUAAACACACCACACAGCCUUGUUUUUUUACUGUAAAUAGGGCUUCAGGGGCCUUAAAAACAAUAUAGACUGAUUUGAAAAUGGUCUGGAUAAUGACCCUGUUGGCUGAGGGAGUCAUUUAGGGCCAAAUUGCUGCUUGUGUUGGGCUUCAGUCCGUAAUUAGGUCAGAAUGCAAAUGCUCAUAUUGUGAUGUUGGCCCACGAGGACCAGCACAGCUCCAGCCUCAGUGUUUAGAGUGUAUCCAUGUGUGUCAGAGUGACUCAUUGAGCCCCUCUAGUGCUGUUCAGCUGUGAGGAGAGAGAGAGCACUGGGGGCUGAGCUCAUUCACAACCUUGCGCUCUUAUCAAAACAUGUUUAUUGCACUGUAAUGUGGCACCCUGUUUAUGCAGCAUUUAGCUCUAUGAAAUCGUCACUGCUGCAGGCCUGAGUGCUGCUCCAGGACCCUGGCGGAGAGAGGCAGGGAGCUGUGAGGCUGUCUUGACCUCAGGCUCACCCUCUAACCCUCUCACAUGAAGUCACCCUACCUCAAUUUCUUCCUCCUGCUUUUUCCUACUUUAUUAACCCCCCCUCUACGUCUGUCCACCUCCAUUUCCUCCCUCAUGUUGCCUCUCCCUUACCUUUCGUUUUUAGUAAUCAUUAGCUGAUGUUAGGAACAGAGAGGAGGUGUAAUUAAGGAGCCAGACUGGUCUGUCAAUUCUGCUCAGCGCUACAUGAGGAGCACCAGACCAAGCGAUAGCCCUAAUAGGGCUUCAUACUGUAAACAACACGCACACCUGGACAGCAGCAGGCCCCGGGGAGAAAACAGGAGAGAGCCACUGUCUGCAAAGAAAGUCAGUAUGCUGUCAGCAUUGAUCGCUCCCUUCAAGUACAUAAGCCCUGGGACCAGCAGCACAGAGGACGAGGACAGUUUAAGUACCAGCAGUGCAGAGGUGAAGGAAAACCGUAAUAUCGGUAACUUAGAGGAUCGCUCCAUAGGAUCUGCAGAGUGCCAAUCCAUUUUCUGCUCCGACUCUACAAGAAGCGGGAGCUCUGGUCUGAAGAGGAAACGGCCACUGGAGGAAGACAAUAACGGGCACCUGUGCCAACUCCGUCUCAUCUAUAAGAAACUAUCCUGGUCUGAGGCACCAAAGAAUGCUUUGGUACAGCUGAAUGAGCUCCGGCCAGGUCUGCAGUACCGCAUGGUGUCUCAGACAGGCCCAGUCCACGCUCCUGUCUUCUCCAUCGCUGUGGAGGUUAAUGGGCUGACCUUCGAGGGCACAGGCCCCACAAAAAAGAAAGCUAAAAUGAGGGCAGCAGAACUGGCCCUCAAGUCCUUCAUCCAGUUCCCCAACGCUCCUCAGGCCCACCUAGCCAUGGGAAACAUCUCAAACCCUUCGGCCGACUUCACCUCGGACCAGGCUGACUUUCCUGACACGCUCUUCAAGGAAUUUGAGUCUUCGCCGUGUUCUGAUGGCCUCUCACUCUGCAACUCAGCAGCAGAGAGCGAGCUACUAUCGAGUGAGCUACUGAGACAUGGACGGUUGCUUCGCCAUACCUUGGACCUGAUGGUACAGGCUCAGCAAAGGCUGGGUGGGAUUGUUCCAGAGCCCGAUGCCCCCAAAAGCCCUGUGGCAAUGCUCAAUGAACUCCGUCCGGGCCUGCGCUAUGCCUGUCUUUCCGAGCAAGCUGAGGGCCGGCGGCUGCGUAGCUUUGUGAUGGCAGUGCGGGUGGACGGGCGGAUAUUCGAGGGCUGUGGUCGCAGCAAGAAACUGGCAAAGACCCAGGCGGCCCAGUGUGCUCUUCAGGCCCUCUUCAACAUCAGGACAGCCCCUGAAGGGAGAACAGGACUCAAAGCCAGCAGGAAGAGUUGUCCUCAUUUACCCCAGGAAUUUGCCGAUUCAAUAUUCCACUUGGUGAGGGAGAAGUACCGGUCGCUGGUGGGUGGCUGCAGUCCUGCGCACGCUCGACACAAAUCCCUGGCAGGCAUCGUAAUGACCCGAGGUCUGGACCUGAGGCACGCCCAGGUGGUGGCGUUAUCCACGGGCACCAAGUGUAUCAACGGGGAGUAUCUGAGUGACCAGGGACAAGUCGUCAAUGACUGUCACGCUGAAGUCACGGCCCGCAGAUCACUGCUACGCUUCCUCUACUCUCAACUUGAACUCUUCUUGAGUAAAAGGCCAGAAGACUGGGAGGAGUCGAUAUUCGUGCGGCACAAGGAGUGCAGCUACAGGUUAAGAGACAACAUCCAUUUCCACAUGUACAUCAGUACCUCACCGUGUGGGGACGGGAGACUCAACUCGCCCUACGAAAUCACCACUGACCUACACAGCAGCAGACACCUCAUGAGGAAGCACCGCAGCCACCUGCGGACCAAAAUCGAGUCAGGCGAGGGGACGGUGCCGGUGCGGUCUCGGGGGCCCGUCCAGACCUGGGAUGGUGUUUUACAGGGCGAGCAGCUCAUCACCAUGUCCUGCACCGACAAGAUCACCAGAUGGAACAUCCUGGGCCUGCAGGGGGCAUUGCUGAGCCACUUUGUGGAGCCGGUGUACCUGCAGAGCGUGACCGUAGGCAGCCUGCGCCACACAGGCCAUCUGGGCAGAGUUCUGAACCAGCGGCAGGAGCGUCUGGGCCCGCUGCCUGCCACAUACAGACGCAACCAGCCCCUGCUCAGCGGGUUGAGCUGCGCUGAGUAUCAGCAGUCAGGGAAGGCCUCGUGUGUGAGUGUUAACUGGACGCUGGGCGACUCACAGUUGGAGGUGGUCAACACCGCCACGGGACGGAGACGGGACUCAGGGACACCCUCGCGUCUCUGCAAGCACGCCCUGUUUACCCGCUGGAGCAGACUUUUCCGUAAGGAAUUUAGAUGAGGCGACCAAACCGCCACCAGCAUGGCUCAGUCAGCAGUAAAAUCUGAGUAGUGAGAGUGACAUCUAGUGGUGUUUUUCUGUUUCUGUGGCCUCUGCUCCCUCUGAGCCCCCCCCUACGUUCUUGGCAGCAUUACCAGUGAGGAUACAAUAUCAAUCCAACUGUAGAAUAAGAUCAGUGUGAGUUAAAAGAUGAUGUGACACACAGACAGAUUUACACAGGAACUGAUCAUUUGACCCACGUGUGACCUGCAUCUGCAUGUGUCUCUUGACCAAAAACAAAAGGAUAUCGACCAGUUAGUAUUGCUAUAUUAGAUGUUCUUUGUUUCUCAAAGUCUCAGAGUUUGCCGUCCACUAAAAAGAUAUGAGUGGGUGGGUCCGUCUUUUUAAAGAUGCAGCACUAAAAAUAUUUCAGCAUCCUGUGUUUCAGUGGAGUAGGAGUGAAAAUUCAUCAGAUACAAAGUAAAACCACUGCCAGAUUUAACAUUAACAAUAGCACUAGAUACAGUUUAUUAUCAAAAGCGGCUAAUGUACAAAUGUAUCAAAUAUUAGGCUUUUUUUUUUCUAUUCUGGUAAUCACUUAAUUACAUGCAUGUUAGAACAAAAGACCAUUUACGUUAUAAAUAAAUGUUUGCUCUGAAUAAUGAGAGUAAACUAAAAAGAGUGUCCAUGUGCCCAGAACGUGAUCUAACAUGAGACAGAUCCUUUUUUUCCUCAUUUUUGGUAUUGAUCCUGUUAUUGAGUCUCAAAAAAAGAUGGUAUUGGUGGUAUCAAUAUUUUAGGUUUUGGCCCACCCCCUCAUUCUUUGAGUUUUUAUGUCCCAUGAUGGCCUACAUGCCAUUUCAGAGGCUUUUUUGUUGGGAUAAGAGCAAAAUUCUGCAAGAUAUUUACUUUUUAUGUCAUGAAAAUGACAAAAUACAAAGAUAUUGACACAGUGUUCUGUGUGCUAGUGGCAGCUUUAAUAAAAAAAAAUCUUGAAACUUUUUAGGAACUCAUCAGUUUGUUUACACCUGAAAAUCCUAAAUCUUUUCUCCCACAGUGGCAGAGAUCAGAUUUUGUGUAAAUCUCGUGUGUGUAUCAGAACCAGAGGGUGUAUGUUUGUCUUUCAUCUAUAUGUGGUGCAGAGUUUUAUCAUUUGGGCGUCAUCCUAACGUCAGACUUGACAUUGUUUAUCGACACAUUUCUCAUUGCUUCACAUCACAUCUUGGGAGUGGCUGUAUUAGCCGUCCCUGGUUACGAGAACACCUUGUGUCCUCGGCACCCAUGACAACAGAUUUGCAGAUUUAUUUUGAGAGAUAAUAAAUAUAAGGCAUGUCUGAAUGGCAAUAUUGUAUCUAUGAGUUUACAUAUGUAAAAAAAAAAUGUACAAAAGAUGUUGACAAAGAUGUGAAAGAGAUCCUAAAAUGUCUAAUUAUGAUGUAAAUUAAAGUAUAUGAAUAAUUGCUGCUAAGGUCUGUAAAUUGCACUUCAGUAACAAAUAAAAGUGAAUGUUUGUACUGUAUAUGUGAAUAAAACCACAAAAUCUUGUAAUUUUA